This is a messenger RNA of Scylla paramamosain (green mud crab), 3354 nucleotides long. RefSeq names its product syndecan-like (gene Sdc). Lineage: Eukaryota; Metazoa; Arthropoda; Malacostraca; Decapoda; Portunidae. The record is from RefSeq and is a predicted model, not a curated record. Gene Ontology annotation, biological process: cell migration. The coding region runs from base 570 to 845 and encodes 91 amino acids. Gene Ontology annotation, cellular component: cell surface; membrane. The transcript has 5 exons.
CAGUGCACAGUAGACCGUGAUGGUGUGAGGACGCUCGCCGCCCCUACUCCCUGGAUUACCACAUAAAAGUGUUUCUCUUCAUACAAACACCGUCAAAAGUGUCGUCACCAUGCGGAUACCUUUCCCUGCUCCUCGCCUGCACGCUGCUGCUGGGCCCGCUCACCCGCACACAGGUCCUGGCCAGCAGCAGCAGCAGCAGCAGCAGCAGGACCAGCAGAAGCUCAGCAGACGACUUGUACCUGGAUGACUUCGGCUCGGGGGAGGGACCUGACGGGCUGCCUGAGGUGACCCAGACUUACCUGGACCACGAGGGGUCAGGCUACGGUCCUACCAGCGACAGGUCGUCUCCCUACGGGGCCGUGUACGACACUGAUGACACGGAGGACGACUACGAUGACUACCCUGAGGAGAUAGACGAGGUCAUCAUUGAGGGCUCUGGCGUUUUUAUAGAUGUGGACGACUCUGACAGGGAAAUAGAAGUCAAAGAAGAGGUCAUCGUCCAGGAGGGCCCACGGGAUAACGAGGCGCCGCCGCCCCCACCGGCGCCUGAGACCACUCCGCCGCCCACCAUGACAGACCGCAGUGGGCAUGGCAACAUAGAGAGUCCUUUCCAGAUCCACACUACAAUGACUGAGGAAAGACAGGUCUCCAUCUUUGCACAGCCCGGCAUCCUCGCAGCCUUCAUCGGGGGUGCCGUGGUGGGGUUGCUGUGCGCCAUCCUCCUCGUGAUGUUCAUCGUGUACCGCAUGAGGAAGAAAGACGAAGGUUCCUAUCCACUGGACGAGCCAAAACGAAUGCCCCUCACAUCAUCCUACUCACCCAACGACAAGGAGAUCUACGCCUAACUCAUCCGCCCCCCCCCACACACCCAUACACCCCCCGCUCCCUCCCGGCACCCUCCCACAGGUGCCAGACAAGCGGUCACACACACACACUUUUCUCAUUUCAUAUCUCCAUCACCCGUCCCUUAAUCAUCCCCUGUCUUUUAUCAGCUCCCCUUUUUCAGCUCCCCUUUGUAACCUGCCACCCCUCUCGUCAUGCUCACGGCUCCCCCCAUCCCUCCCCUGUGCAUCCCCCUCCCUCACACCCCCUCACUUUUUUGCCUGGGGUGUGGGGGGGGUGUCUGACAUUCUGUACCAUGUAGAGGAUGUAUAGUACAGGAGAGCAUAGGUUUUUUGUCCCCCCUCCCCCCCAUUUGCCCCCCAUGUCCCCCAUGCACUAAAUGUACACACAUACGCACAUACCCUCCCCCCAUUAACAUACGCACAUAUGUACACAUCCUCCCUGCACUCAACGACUGUCCCCUUUCUUAGUGUACACACACAUGCAUACAUACAGACAUAUUUUUCCGGUCACACAUGGUUAAUUGUCAGAAGGAAGCUAAGGUUACAGCUCUCCUCCUCCUCCUCCUCCUCCUCCUCCUCCUAAGAAGAAGAAGAAGAAGAAGAAGAAGAAUUGACACUAGCAUCAGUCUUGUAUGUCUGGGCCAAGGUUCGUGACAGAGAUAACAAGAGAGAUGACAGAUUAGUACCAACUCUCAGAUCUCACUGUGUCUUUCAACCAUCAGACACAGACAAACUACCUUCUGAUCUCCCAACUCCUCUGUCUCUUAAUGGCCGAGUGUUUCAGAAGGAAGAGACAGGUACAUCAUUAUUAACCUUUCUAUUCAUCCCUUCACCCAUUCACUGCUAUUCACAUCUUUACAUCACUAACACAAACUGACACAUUUCCUUAUUCUACAGCCACCUCUUAGACAUUCCUACAAACUGCAAACCCAUUCUUUUCAUCCCCUUUCUUGUAGACGCUUAUAAAAACACCCCUUAUCAUUGCAUACCACACUGAGAGGGACUGAGAGGGUUACUGUUGGCCAUGUGCUUCCUCUAAGGCUCAGUUCAGUGGGUGUCUCAAGCUCAGAUCACAACAGGGUACCGAGGGAGGGAGAGAGGGAGCAGCGUGGGUGUUGGUUAAAGCCACAGGCCCCCUCAGCACAAAAUUGUCACAUUUAAGCUUUGGUUCAGCCCUACAGAGACAUACUAACACUAUUUUAUCCUUCCUGUUUAUGCUUAUUCCUCCUAACUACUUCUUUCUUCCAUCUUGUUUAAUGGUCUCCUCCUUUCCUCUCCUUUAUCCCAUCCUUCCUUUCCUUCUCUUCCUCUUCAGCCUUACAGAGACAUACUAACACUAUUUUAUCCUUCCUGUUUAUGCUUAUUCCUUCUAACUACUUCUUUCUUCCAUCUUGUUUAAUGGUCUCCUCCUUUCCUCUCGUUUAUCCCAUCCUUCCUUUCCUUCUCUUCCUCCUUGCUUACUUUCAUCUCUCUUCCCUUUCCUCCCUUAUUUUCUUGUCUGUGGGCAGUGAAGGGAAGAUAAAGAGGGGAAGUGAAAUAGUGAUGAUGUUCUGUUGACUUGGUGAAGAGUUUGUCCUCAUGUUAGACUUUGUGAAAAUGUUGUGUUGUCUUUUUGUUUGAACGAUCUAUAAUUUGUUCCUUGAAAUUUACGUUUUUUUUUUCUCUUUUUUUUUUUCUUUUUUUUUUCUUUUUAAGUGGAAAAUGCACUUGGGAUAUGUUUGAUUCCAUGACGAUUUAAAUGUCUGUUGAUUUUGUGGGUCUUGACAACGGGAAGGAGUUAUGGGGAAGUAGAGGAAAAGGAGCUGAAAGUUUUGUGCCUCUUGUUGAAUGCUCCUACAGUUGAGAGUUAUCAAAAGGAGGAAAGGAUGGAAGGAACAAAGAAAAUAAAAGUAGAAAAAGAUGAAAACUUAUAGAUUAGAAAAUAAAUAAGGAGAAACAGGAAAAGGAGAAUAUUUAUACAUUUCAAAGAGGAGGAAGACGAGGAGGAGGAUAAUCUACUAGAGACAGUAACCUAAGCAGCCGUCAUCCGUCUUUUAAUGGGAAAAUGAGUCGGCCACCUCCUUGGUCCACAGUGUAAGGAGGAAGCACCACCGAGGCCAGACAGACGGACGGACAGACAGACGCUGCCACCUUCUGCGUGUGUGUAGGAGUGUGGCUGUAGUGUUUUGUUCUUUGCCAAGGUCUACAUGUGUCACUAAAAUGGAAGACAUGGUUUAUACAAGGAAGAUUUUCUCAAUGUUCUUUUGGGAUGUAAUAAAGAAAAUUGAAAUGUUUCUUGCUUGUAAUUAAGGAUUUAUUAUCAUUUUUUUUUAUUGAUUUAUUAAUUUUUUGUUAUGUUUAAUGGGGAAAUUUUGUGGUGGAUGUUUAUUGUUUUGGUAUUAAGGUUCAGAGGGGAAAAUUAUUCAGUGAUGCUUGUAAUUAGGUGACAGUUAGGGACAGUACACGUGCAAUUAAGGGAAACAUUGCAGAGUAGCGCGGGAAAACACAGGUGAGGGACGUUUAGGGUAAA